Molecule: messenger RNA, 5251 nt
Organism: Erpetoichthys calabaricus (reedfish)
Lineage: Eukaryota; Metazoa; Chordata; Cladistia; Polypteriformes; Polypteridae
Gene: mfn1b
Product: mitofusin 1b
Exons: 18
Coding region: 182-2404 (740 amino acids)
Biological process (GO): mitochondrion localization; mitochondrial fusion
Cellular component (GO): mitochondrial outer membrane
Molecular function (GO): GTP binding; GTPase activity
Source: RefSeq, a predicted model, not a curated record
AUGCACACGGUGCCGUGUGACCGACGACUUUGGUUCCACCUGGUUGUCGUUUUUUGACACGCUAAUCUUCUAUGGAAACAGAAAGUGUGGAGUUUAAACCGCAUAGUCUACGGUAUUUAAGGGUAGAUAUGUUUCAUUGACUGGUAAUGAGGUUUUGACGAAUGCACCAACGACGGCGGACAUGGCAGAAACCGAAGCUUCGCCCUUGAAGCAUUUUGUUGUGGCUAAAAAGAAAAUCUCUGCAAUUUUUGAACAACUUUUACAAUAUAUCACUGAUGGAGCAGGCUUUGUAGCAGAAAUACAAGAAAAUGAAGAACUACAACAGAUAUCAGAAAAAAUUCAAGAAGUACUUAAAAGCCAAGGAGAGAUCAAAAGUCAAAGUGCAGAUAUAAAUGAGUACAAACAGAAGAUUUUGGGCAUCAGUGGGGUGCUAGCACGCCGGCACAUGAAAGUGGCAUUUUUUGGCAGAACUAGCAACGGUAAAAGCACGGUUAUUAAUGCAAUGCUGCAAGAUCGCGUUCUUCCCAGUGGGAUUGGACAUACUACAAACUGCUUUCUGAGUGUGGAAGGCACAGAUGGGGAUAAAGCAUUUCUAAUGACGGAAGGAUCAGAUGAAAGGAAGAGUGUGAAGACAGUUAAUCAGCUAGCUCAUGCCUUACACAUGGAUGAACGUCUAGACACUGGCUGCUUGGUGCAGGUUUUCUGGCCCAAAACAAAAUGUGAAGUUCUCGGAGAUGAUUUGGUUCUAAUGGACAGUCCUGGAACAGAUGUUACAAUGGAACUGGAUAGCUGGAUUGAUAAAUUCUGUCAAGAUGCUGAUGUUUUUGUGCUUGUGGCAAACUCUGAGUCAACUUUAAUGAACACUGAGAAGCAUUUCUUCUAUAAAGUAAAGGAGCAUUUUUCAAAACCAAAUAUCUUUAUUUUGAAUAACCGAUGGGAUGCUUCUGCCUCUGAACCGGAGUAUAUGGAGGAUGUUCGUAGACAGCAUAUGGAUAGGUGUGUAAACUUUCUUGUGGAAGAGCUCAAGGCAGCUGAUUAUCAAGAGGCUCAGAAUAGAAUCUUUUUUGUGUCGGCUAAAGAAGUACUCAAUACAAGAAUGCACAAAGCUCAAGGCAUGCCAGAAGGAGGUGGUGCUUUAGCUGAGGGAUUUCAGGCAAGAUUGCAAGAGUUCCAGAGUUUUGAACAAGCGUUUAAGGAGUGUAUCUCACAGUCAGCAGUGAAAACAAAGUUUGAGCAGCACACAUUCACAGCUAAACAGAUCAUGAAGAAUGUGAAAGCUAUCAUGGAUGCAAUCAAUUUUGCAGCUGUUGACAAACGGAAACAGUCUGAGGACAUGAAGGAAAAUAUUUUAAGCAACCUCGAUUAUGUUCACAAUCAGAUAAACAGACUCACUGAAGAUGUUAAGAAUAAAAUUCUCAAGAUUUCUGAAGAAGUGGAAACAAAGGUUUCUAAUGCAAUGACCGAUGAGAUUUGUCGUCUUUUUGUUUUGGUUGAAGAAUUCCAUGGAGAUUUUUACCCAUCACCCCAAGUGUUAAAAGCAUACAAGAAUGACAUCAACAGACACAUUGAGGAAGGCAUGGGGAGGAAUCUGACUGACCGAUGUAGCAAUGCAAUACAUGCAACAGUUCAGAGUGCCAAGCUGGACAUGAUGGAAUCCCUGAAACCUUUGCUACCACCUAGUGCCUGGAGUCAAGUACACACCCUCAUCCCAUGCUGGAAUUUUGACCUAAGCUAUAGCUUAAAUUGUUCCCAUCUGUGUGCAGAUUUCCAAGAAGAUAUUGAGUUUAAGUUCUCUCUUGGUUGGACUUCAUUAGUUAAUCGCUUUUUAGGACCUCAAAAUGCACGUAAAGCAUUACAGAUUUCUCAGACACUGGCAUCAACACCUAUCACCUCCAGCCUUCCAUCUUUACCUCCAGAAAAUGCCACUCAGGAAGAACUUGUAGUUUCAGUGGUAACAGGCCUAGCGUCACUCACAUCAAGAACUUCAAUGACUGUCAUCAUAGUUGGUGGUGUGGUCUGGAGGACAGUGGGAUGGAGGGCCAUUGCACUUUCUGUUGGCUUGUAUGGAUUGGUUUAUCUGUAUGAAAGAUUGACUUGGACAACCAAAGCCAAGGAAAGGGCACUUAAACGACAACUUGUAGACUACUUAACAGAGAAGCUGCAGAUGAUUGUUGGCUUCACAAGUGCAAACUGCAGUCAUCAGGUUCAGCAGGACUUGGCCACCACGUUUGCCCAGCUUUGCCAGCAAGUGGACCUAACUGAGAAAAAUUUGGAAAAAGAAAUAGGGAGGCUAUCCCAAGUGAUUGAGCAGCUGCAUGAUUUGGAAAAGCAUUCUGACACCUUAAGAUCUAAAGCAGCUGGACUUGAAGCUGAGCUGGACAAUUUUAUAAAACAGUAUUUGUAGUUGCCUCACUAAAGUGUUUUUUUUUUUUUUUUUGAGAACUAAAAAUUCUUCAGCAAAAUGUACAACACAAACUUAACAUUUCUAAGUAAAUUUUUAUACCUGCUAAAAUAUUAAAGCUGAAGAACUUUAAUGGAGGAAUUCUGUUUCUACCUGUUGUUUGAUAUAUUUAGAGGAAUAUUCGAAAAUUGCAGUGUACAUUACAGUCCAUGUAACUGGCAACAGAAGCAGAAUCCUACAGGCCUUUGGGUUUUUUUUUUUUCCUUCUGCUAAAAAUGAACUGGGGAUUUCUUAUUCAUGAAUAGGUGCAGAAUGCAAAGUGUUAAAAUUAGCUGCUGUGCUCCAAAAUGUUAUCAAUAACUGUAUGCACCUUUGCCCUCUUAACUGAUAAAGAAAUAUCAAGUAUGAGGAUAAAAUGAAAAAGUAAAGGCAGCUUAACACUGCCUGAGCACCUUUUGAAGUUGAUCAUGCCUACUACACCAUUUGUCACUUCUAAAUGUGCCAGGGCUGUAAAGGUAAACCCCAUGUUGAUGACUGCCCUUUAUUGUCAAAAUGUAAUUGUCACAUCUGUCACUGAUCUGCAAUUUUCCUUUCAGUAAAAUCACACAAUUUUAUAAAUAUAAAGAAGUGCACAAGUUAAAAGAAACACGCACAUAUGGGUGCCAUGGCAUAAAAGUGAUAGAAGAAGGGCAUUUCAAGCAUAUCCACAAGUUGAAGUGUUUAGCAAUGGUGAGACUGUACCAGGAGACGGAACACAACUUGUCUGAUCUGCUUCCAUAAGGACGCUUUAUAAAUGCAUGUUAACCUGGGAAUUUUCAGCAAAGUUUGCCCCAGCAGUUUCCCAGGUCAGCACAUAGUAGUGUUAACUGCCCAUUGGGGUAUAUGGGUGGCAUUACUGAACAAAACAACUGGUCCUUGUGUGCCUUCACUGGUAAACCAAAACACCUGAGCAACUGGCUUGACUGGUUAGUAAAACUUCACAAAUUACUAAAGCUCCUGCAUUUUGAAACACUGUUGGGCACCCCCACCCUAGACAAAAAAUUAAACCAAACCUUAGCACACUCUGCAGCAGCAAGUGGGCGUUGUGUGGUUGUGCUCUGCCAGUUGAGGUGCACUGGUAACCCUGAGGGAGACGAGCACUCAGAGGAUGUCGGCUUCUGGUACAGCAUUUCCCAUCCUUGCCACUAAUUUUUAUUUAGCUUGGCAUGUAAAUGUCAGCAGGUCUUUGAGUACACACAGAUUCCACUAUUUGAUCAGCGAUGCAAACCUCAAAACCAUACAGUCUGUGGUACAGGACCUUGGCCACUGCAUUGUGUGAAUGAACAAAUCCUAGUGAAUUCUUGUGAUGAUAAACUGGAGGGUUUCCUGGAUCGUGUGGGGAGAAGCAGUUGUGUGACACAAUGUAGCAUCCUGACCCCUAUGUUGAAGAAACAAAAUUCAUACCCAGCAGAUAGUAGUCAUAGCCAAGUAAACAAGAGUCUGUGUGGUCCUCACAAAAGGUCCCUUUGUCACUAUGGUACCCUGCUGUGGGAACUGGCCAUUGUCGCACCACCGCACACUACUCCUAACCACAUUAACUGAGGUCAUCCCCAGCAGGCAGAUAAAGUGGUGGUGGCAUUACAUAAUCACUUGACGUCAGUCCCAGGGUGGUACAGGAGCACCCCUGGCACAAAGCUGUUUGCUGACCUCACUAAAAUGUGAACUGAGAGCACCAUAUAAAUGGGGAUUUGGUAACCUGCUCUACUUGUGGCAUGAAACACUCAAAUCAAGCAGCGUGAAAUAAUUUUUUUUUUUUUUGCAGUUGUGCACAUCUGUCAGAACAGCCUGCCAGUUUUCAUUCAUGUCUGUGUUCAGAAUCAGUGGAGCACAUCACACUUGUUUGUUAGCAGUUUCUGUGGUCCACUGUUCAUUGAAGACCACUCCAAAAAGCUUCUGAGAAUCGGCUCUCAGUGCUGCCUUUUUUUUAAUUAUUAUUAUUAUUCCUUUUUUAAUGUGACAGUAACACCUGCCAACACCUCAGACUGCUGCUUUAUGGAUUGCCUUGCAUUGGGAGUGACAGUGAUACUCACCUUUAAAAUGGCACUGCCAUCUUUGGCAAUUGUGCACAAGCUGCUUCAUAUCCAAGGGUCUCCUCAUUAGGUAACUUCCCCUUUUUAAGGUGCCUUUAAUUUUUGACUUGUCCUCAUACUUGUUAACUGGUUAAUCUUGAGCACCUCGCUGAAAACACUGGAUUUUGCUUUCAAUGUCAGGCAGCAUUCCUAUUUAUCAACGGUCUUCUAGCUGGAGCACUGCUGCACUCCGGAGGGGCAAUCUUGGCACUGAGGUGGUGUUCUUUUGGCAUACAACACAGGCCAUCUGUAAUUUCUGAGCAGGUUACAUCUCUGAUUUCUUCCAAACCAUUUUUUUUUUAAAAUUAACAACAUGGACAUAAGAGACUGAGGACCCCUCAUCGCUCGGGUGUUUUUGUUUCCAAAACGUAUUAAGUGGUUGUUUUUACUAAUAAUGAGCAGGCAUGCUGAUGACAAUGACAUUAAUUGAACUUGAAACAAACAGAAGUGAACUUAAAUUAAUGAACAAUCGCUAACUUGAUUUACACAGCGGCCAAAGAGCUGGAGCGACCCUGUGGCUCUUAAUCUGGAAAAAUAAAAGGCCUGUAGGCGUCAGUGCGGCCCUCCUGGAUCAGAACUGCCCACACCUACUAAAAACUGUAUGGGGGUCCUUAGUAAAGCUUUGAACAGAACAGGUUUAUUACUUUUGUAAGGCAGAGCGCCCCUUGUAAACCAGUGUUUGAUAGUAAGACUGUCACUUGUUUGAAUAUAUUUAAGAAUAAAAUGUAAUUUAUUUGAUUAA